AUGCAUUUGCAGGUCUUCCUGUGCUUUGGAAAUUCUAUAGCCUCUACCCGGUUUCUGUUGCAAGAUGAAUUCAACAUUCAGACAACACAGUGCGACAACUGCAUUAUUGGCUUCAUGUUCUGCCUCCAACAAAUUGCGUGCAUAUUCUCCAUAGUUGCAAUGAUCGUUGGAAGUGAAGAGAUAUCAGAGGCUUCCCAAUUGCUAUCUUGUUUAUCUGAUAUGGUCUAUUGCACGGUCUGUGCUUGUAUGAAGACGCAACACAAGAUCGAAAUGGACAAACGAGAUGGCAAGUUUGGUCCACAACCAAUGUUAGUGCCGCCGAUGCAACAGAUGUCACGCUUGGACCAACAAGUCCCUCCCUCUGUUGGGUAUCCACCUCAACCAGGGUACGGCUACCCACCUUCUCAGGCUCAGGGAUACCCUCCAGCAGGGUACCCUCCAUCAAACUACCCCCAUCUGGCUACCCACCAAAGUGAUACAUUUGAUCCCCUCCUCCACGGUCGCCAUUGUUGA
This is a messenger RNA of Linum tenue, 513 nucleotides long. Lineage: Eukaryota; Viridiplantae; Streptophyta; Magnoliopsida; Malpighiales; Linaceae. The record is from the annotation of a GenBank genome assembly.